Molecule: messenger RNA, 291 nt
Organism: Protopolystoma xenopodis
Lineage: Eukaryota; Metazoa; Platyhelminthes; Monogenea; Polystomatidea; Polystomatidae
Source: the annotation of a GenBank genome assembly
AUGCAAUGGGAGAUCAAAAGUCCCUUUUGCAAAGGGUGUGGAAACUCCAGUUCCAUUUUCACAUCCUCAAAAUCUGAAAAUCUUGCUAGACGAAUCAGAAGAAUUGUUGCUGAACAGGCAAAGGAAAAGCGUCAUUCUUCAAGGUCCUCCCACGUCUGGCUAAUGCUACCUUCCUUCGAUGAAGGUCGAAGGGACCUGGGGUUCGUGGAAGUCGUUAUCAACCGGGUUGUAACAUCUCAGAUACACCAAACCCCGGGAAGCGAAAGCGGCAGCCGAAGCCAGAAUGCGUAA